ACGCCCCCUUUUCCCUUGCGCUUCUCCCCCCAUUCCGUACGCACGCCUCGCCGUGGGAGCUCCCCUCGGCAUGGCCUCCUCCUCGCCGCCCCCGAGCUCCACCGCCUCCCGCGACGACGACGACGACGACCGCCGCCAAGAUGCGAUGUGGGAGAGGCGGACGCACGCGAGGAUCCUGGUCUCGGACGCCGACGCGGGCUGCAUCAUCGGCAAGGCCGGCUCCGACGUCCACGCCAUGGAGGCCCGCUCCGGGGCCCACAUCAAGCUCUCCGGGCGAGGCCGGCCCCUCCCCGGUACGGACCGCAGGGUCGUCCUCGUCUCCGGCCUCUUCCGCACCGUCAUGGACGCCGCAGAGCUCGUCCUCGAGAAGCUCUUCUACCUGGGCGACCAGGUGAUUGACGCUGAGGCCACCGUGGUGCUCGUGGUGCCCGACGCCUGCUGCGGCGCGCUCAUCGGCAAAGGAGGGGAGGUCAUCAAGUCCUUAGCUGAGGAGUCAAAUGCUGGAAUCAUGGUCUCACCCCACGACAUCUGCUACGGUUUCCAUGAUAGACUGGUUACGAUCACUGGACACUUGGACAAUCAGCUGCAGGCAGUAUUUCUUAUACUGUCCGAGUUGCUUGACGACGUCCGCUACUCAUCCUCCGUUGCAAGCCUUAGUUUUCCAAGUUCAAGUGUUCGGUAUGGCGGUGAUGGGCAAGAUGAGCAUGUCGAAAGAUACCACAGCAGGCCUGACACACCCGUGAGAUCGCCUGACUACGACAGCCAUGUGCAAGGGACCCUCACCAUGGGUGUCGCGGACGAGUACGUGGGCGCUGUCAUUGGCUAUGGCGGGAGGACCAUACAAGAGAUCGAACGGGCACGUUACGGGCGUGCAGAUCAAAAUCGUGAAGGGGGAGUUCAUACCUGGGACGAACGAGAGGGAGGUGGUGAUCAGCGGGACACGGGAGGCGGUCGAUGCGGCGGAGGCGAUGAUCGUGCAGCGGGUCUCGGACGCCGCCAAAGGUCGCCGCUGGCAGCAGGGUGGCGGCGGUGGCGACAGGCGGCCUGUGAAGGAAGUGGAGUAGCAGCGGUAGUAGCGGUGAUACAGCAGAGCAGAGCAUAGUACUGAAUUACUGCUGGUGGUGGUAGUAGAACAAGAGAUGUCCCAAGUUUUUUGGUCCCUUGCGUGUUGCUGGAGAAGUUAAUUAGCAAGAAUUAGUUGGGAGGGGAAGGCAUGGUGCAAUCACUGAUGGUUGCACGGCUAGUUUUGGUUUUGGUCAAUAUUGCUUCCAUGUUUGAUACUAGUGUAUGUAUCCGUGCCUUGUGUUUCAGUGAGAGGAUGGACGGAUUAUUCCUCUGGAUUUGAUUUAUCCAGCCCAAGAGGAGAGGAGUUUUGAAAUGGAAGUCUUAAGCAAA
Messenger RNA from Triticum aestivum (bread wheat), 1395 nucleotides. RefSeq names its product protein BTR1. The record is from RefSeq and is a predicted model, not a curated record. The transcript has 8 exons. The coding region runs from base 71 to 1102 and encodes 343 amino acids. Gene Ontology annotation, molecular function: RNA binding. Lineage: Eukaryota; Viridiplantae; Streptophyta; Magnoliopsida; Poales; Poaceae.